Messenger RNA from Scylla paramamosain (green mud crab), 11056 nucleotides. RefSeq names its product RNA-binding protein RO60-like. Gene Ontology annotation, molecular function: RNA binding. The record is from RefSeq and is a predicted model, not a curated record. Gene Ontology annotation, cellular component: ribonucleoprotein complex. Lineage: Eukaryota; Metazoa; Arthropoda; Malacostraca; Decapoda; Portunidae. The transcript has 13 exons. The coding region runs from base 324 to 2117 and encodes 597 amino acids.
ACUGCACUGUCAGUUGAGACUCUAACAAACAACACCACACAUAUUCUGCAUAUUUAGUCUCUCAUUGGUCCCUAGAUGUAGGUAGAAAUAGGAAAUAGGGAGUGAAUAAGGGAGCAGGGGAGGAGGCCGAGGCGUGAGUCACGGAGAAGAACACGGAGCAGGGACCCUCACCGAACACAGCCCGUAACAUUAGUGAGUUCACACAUACACAUGCCCGUCACGCUCUCAAAACUAUUACCCAAUGAAAGUUUACCACAGUCUUGAGCUUGUGUUGACAACCCAAAAGUGGUGGGUGGCAGUGAGGUGAGGAGCUGAGACUCAAGAUGGCGACUCCGAACGAAGCUGAUGUGACACUAGGGAGGCUGAAGAAGUUCCUGGUGACGGGCAACAACUCCUCUGAAUGUUAUGGAGUGCACAUUAUACGUGAUGUGGUCAACUGGUACCAAGGAUUCGAGCGCAGCCAACACAAAGGCCAGGGGAUGCAAUUACCCAAGACCACUGACCCUAUAGAGAUGCUGCUGGACUCCUCGGUGAUUCCCAAGCUGGUGGAGGAGGGCAAGGCUGACACUAUCAUCGAUACCCUCCGCUCUUACAACCAGCUCUCGUGUGUUGACAAGGAAGCUCUGGUACUGUGCCUGGCAGUGGCCUCCAAGCAGAGUGACCAGAAGAAGCUAGUGACAGAUGCCCACUCAGCCGUACGGGAACUGUGUACCAACACCCACCUCUUCUUCCUCUUCAUACACUUCUCCAAGAUGAUCUCAAAAAAGUCAGGACACUCAGGGUGGGGACGAGGGUUGCGGCGGGCAGUGAGUGAGUGGUAUCUGAGCUGGGAGCCGCAGCGCCUGGCCCUCGAGGUGACCCGCCACUCCAGCGCUCACGGGUGGACUCACAGGGAUGUCAUCCGACUGGCUCACCUCAAACUGAAGGACAUGCCGUUAGGGACUCAGGUGGUAUUACAUUAUGUCUUCCUUGGCCUUGAGAAGACUAAGGACAAGUAUACAGGACAAGACAACACCUCUGAACUGCUGGAACUGCUGCAGGCACUGGAUCGUCACCCACACUCCUCCACCCCACAGGCUGGGGAGCCAACCUGGGACAAUGACCAGGUGAUCAGCAAGGCCGACAAGGUGCAUGACCAGUUUGGCGGCCUCAGCCUUCACGAUGUGCCCUCCCAGAGCCUAAAGUCACAGGAGGUGUGGUCGCAUGUGCUGGAUAAGCUUGAGGCGAAGUGUGUUGUGGCCAGUGUGAACCGUCUGGCACGAGGCAACUUCCUCAAUCCCAGUAAUGAGCUUGGCCACACCCUGCAGGCCAAGCUGGUGGACCGCCUGUCUCAGGAGGAUGUGGCAGCCUCAGCCACCACCCCAGCGCAGGUCCUCAUGACCCUGCAUGCCUAUGAGCACCCCACCAGAUUCAUUGCAGUGGGUGCUGUGAAGGGUCAGGACAAACGAGCCAAGGGUGGUGCCACCAAAGUGCCCCGAGCCCCUGGCAAGGUGUCCUCCAGAAGAACCACCAAAACUAAUCCCAAGGUGGUGGAGGCUCUUCAUGCCCUGCUUGCUGCCAGUGCUAAGAACAUUGAAAAGACAACCCAUAGGCUGGGAAUCUUUGUUGAUGUACGGGCCACCAUGGGCACCAGCCACGUGUGGACAGGCAACCCUGUAGGGAAGGGAGAGGUGACAGGGCAUGAGGGUGCUGCUGCCACAGUGCUCUCACUGGCUUCAGGGGGCACCAAUCCAGCAGCGACCACCCUGGCCUUCUCUGGCACCACCUUCUCUGAACUGAAGCUUACUGAGGGAAUCACUCUCCCUCAGCUCAUUGAUAAGUUUAAAGAGACUGUGAUUGGGGAAGUGAACAUUGAGAGAGCACUGAAGUGGGCCCAUGAGCACCAGGCGGAGACUGUGGUGGUGUUGACUCAUCGACUGGAGCAGUCUGUCAUUACCGCUGCCACUGAGGGACUCCAGCGUCAUAAUGAAACCAACAAGACACAGACAAGACUGGUGUUGUGUGGCCUGUGCUCCAGACACCUGAGUGUCCCUCACACCAACAACCUGCUGGUGGUGUUGGGCUUCCAGCAGCGGACACCUACUGUCAUCAGGGCCUUCCAUGAGCGCUACUUCUAGAUGGCCCCACCUGCCCACUGCCCCUGCUGAUGCUGCUUCAGUAUCUGCAAGUGACAAUUGAUCUUGUUGACUAUUAUACUGUAUAUUACAACAUAAGGAAGAUCAGCAACUGGGAUGCUUGUCCCUACCCUCCUAGCAUAAUAGCUAGUAAAGCAGUCCUCGAGUGAGGCUGUUUUCUCUUGUUUCCAGGGAUACCAGGUUUAUCAGUAUAUGUGAGAAUAUUUCCUGCAAUAUAUUUUACUUGUUGUGCGAGUUAAAAAUAUACAGGUAUACAGUAGUACAUUUUAUAUACAAUACAAUACUGUUUGCUGUUUGUCUUCCUCAGUAAACAAAGGUGUCAUUGCAUCUGAGCCACAGCGCAAGUCUGUCCUCAGCGUGGCAGAUCAGAACAGUGGAGCAUCAUUCAGUGAGCCACUCCCAGCUACAAACUUGAGCUUUCAUGUUACUGUGCUAAUUGAAAAUGAUAUUUCAGAGGAAAUAUUUUUGGUGCCUUGACAAAAUUUCAUCCUCUAAGAAUUCCACUGCUUGAAGUUGUUUACAAGUGAUGGGGAGGAAAGACACAACCUUUUAUGUCCAGAAUUUUAUAUAAACAAAAAUCCUGUAGGGAAGAAGCUAUGAUUUUGCUUUGCUCUGAAAGCCGGAAGUGACGAGGGUAAGUGUUUUGAUGUAUCGCUAUUUCUUCUAAUUGUGCACUCUGAACAUUGCUGCAGCCACCUCUACAGGACACCCUUGCUGUGGUGACUCAUACCUGUAGUGACUGAGAGCAGUAUAUCACUAAUGCUAAGGAUGCCUGCACCUUGCCAGGGCCUGAAGUAAUGAAGGUAUCAAUGAGUAAAGAAUGCUUAGGUAGCACUUUGGUCAUGACUGCUUGGAAAUUGUUUGCAUUCUAAUGUACAAUGUACUCCAGACUGUUGGCAAAGUUAGGUUUUACUAGGUUGGCUUUACUUUGUGUUAUUUAUUUUUUGUCAUGCUAACCAGUUACUUUUGUUGACUAUGCAUGAGGUGGCAGCUACAUAUUAAUUUUGUGUAAAAAUUCACUUUGAGGUGUUGGCUGCAUUUACAGUGGGUGUAUUUUCUUUGCUAGGCAUCACUUAAGAUAGAGGGAAGUAUGAAUUAGAUGGAAUAUAAUGUUGAUCCUUGGAGUAUGUCAUAUGCACUGUGUCAGGUCUCCCUGGAAAUGGUUUGCUCACUGUCUUCUCUGGUCUAUACCCACUUAGGUUUUAACUUGCGUGAGGUUUUAGUGAAGCUUGUAUACUAGGCUGUAUGUUAAUUUUAAUUCAAGUUUUUUUGCUUUUACAUUUACAUUUUAGGAUCUGAGAUGCACUCUAAUUUAGAAACUGAAGAUUUUUCAUAUUAUUUGGCAAUGACUUAUGCUUAUCUCAACCUGGACCUUAAGAUUACUUAGUAAAAUUCAGAUAAAGAACUUGAUUUCUUGCAGAAUGUCACAUUUUACAACUCAUGAACUAAACUAAACUAAGGUCAUUCAUAAAAUAAUAUUCUUGAGUGCCUUUUUGAAUGUCCUGAGCUGCAAGUCAUCAUGUAUUGAAAUACUUGAUUGAUUUUCAGUUGGCAUGAGCAUGAAGGGAGGAAUACGAACAAUUAAAAUGAGGGUACUCUGGAGAGCAAAUUGGUACAUGUUAACCCAUUGCCUUUCAUAACAUGAAAAAUAAUUUUCCAAAUGCCUUCCCCUACUGUUAAGUACAAGUGUGAUAAAUCAGUAUGAAGUUUGAAUCCAUGAUAUCAAGUCUGGUGCUCUACAUCAGCUGGCCAAGUGUACUUUUCCACACAAAUUCCUCAAGGUGCUCUCACUUCAACUCCUCCAUGCUCAUGCUAACUACUUUCUACAUGCAAAAUUUAUUAAUCAGCUUCUUACAAGCAGAUGCCAGACAGCCUCUCUGAUAAAACUUAAUAAAAUGCCAUACUGUACCUCAAGUCCUCUUAUUUUGUGAUGUUCAUGUGUUCAUAUCUGCUGUCUGAAUACUCCCUUUUGUGGCUGAACCUUGAGUAGAACAAAUGUAAAUCAUCACUCAACCUUCUCUUCACCAGUCUGUUGGAGGAUAAAGGUUUAAGCAGUUGGUUACAGAUUAUAAUUUCAUAUAUAAAUCCUAAUAAGAUGACUUCUGUCACUUAUACUUAAUUUUAACAGUAAAGAGUGUUAGUAUAAUGUUGCAUUGUGUUUAACUUAUUUUACUUAGGAAAUAAAAAUCAGGUCCUAGAUCUUAUUUUGUCAGUAGAAGAGUCACUGAUGGAGAAGUUGUGGUUCUCUUAUUACCAUGUUUUGAUGUAGAGUAGCUGUUGAAGUCUGAUCACUGCAUGUGGAAAGAAUAUUGACUUUGUACACCUGACUGUGGCAUGGAGAUGUACAACCAUUAUUUUUGCAUAUAUAGUACAGGGCAUGGAUACUGGGAGAAAUGGUGUCUGUGGUUUCAAGGGGAAGCAUAAUGUUUCUGCAUGUUUAGUUAUGGUUAUAGAAACUGAAGAAUACAUGGUGUCUACAGAACUAAGGGUCUUUCCGGUAAAGUGCCACAUAACUGUUAUUGCAACCACAAUGAAUUAACUGUGGUAACGAUCUAUAGAAGCAAGGGUGUUUUAGAAUAUGUACAGGUCUGAUGUAUGACCAUAUAAUGAUAUAUUUUGGGUUGGAUUGGGUGUCCUUGAUGUAUUAUGGAUAAAAAGUAUGUAGGAUGUUGUACAAGGUGAUUAUGGGAGUCAUGAGAGGGAGACAUUAAUGUAAUACAAGCUUAACAGUGUCAAAAUCUUUUAAGAUCUAACUCCCCUCGUGACUUCUGGCAUCUAGCCCAAAAUAUCUCCAAUAACUUUGCUUCUUCUUCUUUCCCUCACUUAUUUCAACCAGAUGACACCACUGCUAUCACAUCUAUUUCUAAAGCUGAACUCUUCGCUCAGAACUUUGCUAAAACUCUAUCUUGGACGAUUCUGGGCUUGUUCCUCCCUCUCCUCCACCCUCUGACUACUUCAUGCUACCUAUUGGACGAUUCUGGACUUGUUCCUCCCUCUCCUCCACCCUCUGACUACUUCAUGCUACCUAUUAAAAUUCUUCGCAAUGAUGUUUUCCAUGCCCUCGCUGGCCUAAACCCUCGGAAGGCUUACGGACCUGAAGGGGUACCUCCUAUUGUUCUCCGAAACUGUGCCUCUGUGCUUGCACCUUCUCUAGUCAAACUCUUGCAACUCUGUCUGUCAACAUUUACCUUUCCUUCUUGCUGGAAGUUUGCCUACAUUCAACCUGUUCCUAAAAAGGGUGACCAUUUUAAUCUCUGAAACUACCAUCCUAUUGCUUUAAUUUCUUGCCUAUCUAAAGUUUUUGAAUCUAUCCUCAACAGGAAAAUUCUUAAACAUCUAUCACUUCACAAUCUUCUAUCUGAUCACCAGUAUGGGUUCUGUCAAGGCCACUCUACUGGUGAUCUGGCUUUCCUUACCGAGUCUUGGUCAUCUUUUAGAGAUUUUGGUGAAACUUUUGCUGUUGCCUUGGACAUAUCAAAAGCUUUUGAUAGAGUCUGGCACAAAGCUUUGAUUUCCAAACUACUCUCCUACUGCUUCUAUCCUUCUCUCUGUAACUUCAUCUCGAGAUUCCUUUCUGACCAUUCUAUUGCUACUGUGGUAGACAGUCACUGUUCUCCUAAAUCUAUUAACAGUGGUGUUCCUCAGGGUUCUGUCCUGUCACCCACUCUCUUCUUCUUAUUCAUUAAUGAUCUUCUAAACCAAACUUCUUGUCCUAUCCACUCCUAUGCUGAUGAUACCACCCUGCACUUUUCCACGUCUUUUCAUAGAUGUCCAACCCUUCAGGAAGUAAACAUUUCACACAGGGAAGCCACAGAAUGAUCUUUCUAAAAUUUCUGAUUGAGGUAGAGCAAACUUGGUAUUGUUCAAUGCCUCAAAAAAUCAAUUCCUUUAUCUAUCAACUCGACACAACCUUCCAGACAACUAUCCCCUCUUCUUCAAUGACACUCAACUGUCCCCCUCUUCUACACUGAACAUCCUCGGUCUGUCCUUUACUUAUAAUCUAAACUGGAAACUUCACAUCUCAUCUCUAGCUAAAACAGCUUCUAUGAAGUUAGGCGUUCUGAGAUGUCUCCGCCAGUUUUUCUCACCCCCCAGCUGCUAACUCUGUACAAGGGCCUUAUCCGUCCAUGUAUGGAGUAUGCUUCACAUGGCCGGGGGUGGGGGGUCGGGGUUCCACUCAUACUACUCUUCUAGACAGGAUGGAAUCAAAAGCUUUUCAUCUCAUCAACUCCUCUCCUCUGACUGACUUUCUUCAGCCUCGCUCAUCGCUGCAAUGUUGCAUCUCUAGCUGUCUUCUACCACUAUUUUCAUGCUAACUGCUCUUCUGAUCUUGCUAACUGCAUACCUCCCCUCCUCCCGUGGCCUCGCUGCACAAGACUUUCUUCUUUCUCUCACCCCUAUUCUGUCCACCUCUAAUGCGAGUUAACCAUUAUUCUGGUAAACUCUGGAGCUCCCUGCCUACUUCUGUUUUUCCACCUUUCUAUGACUUGAAUUCCUUCAAGAGGGAGGUUUCAAGACACCUAUCCUUCAAUUUUUGACUACCGCUUUGGACCCUUUUCUGGGACUGGCAUUUCAGUGGGGAUUUUAUUUAUUUAUUUUUUUGUUGCCCUUGGCCAGUGUCCCUCCUACAUAAAAAAAAAAAACAAUAAUAAUAAUGUCCAGAGUAAAAUUACCGGUGCUUAUUUUCAAGAUUAAAAACCAAAACAGAUUUCAUAAGUUAUAUGCAUGACAAAAAGCUAUUUCCAAGGAUAAAAAUCACAUCUGUAAAAAUUAUUCAUAUGGCACUAUAAUUGAGAAGAAAAUAAGUUGUACCAAAGCUGAAAGUUAUAGAUUUUCUUAAACAAAUCAAACAGUUUCUUUAAGAAUGAAGAGAUGGAUGUAAAACUCAACUGUGUCAUCAGUGUUCACAAAGGACUCUGUUUAGAUGAAAGUGAAGAUAUCUGAUAAAUCAAGACUGAUCAAUGAUCUCAUGAAGCAUUUGAUAUUUUGAAUGACAGUCAUCUUAUGUGAGGGGAGUGCAGUGACAUGGCUAUGGAGAUAUGUGUUCAUCUUCUGUUUUAUGAGAUUCAUUAAAGUAAUAUUGCCAUAUUGAUCAAAACACUUACUGCCAACUUUAGAUACCUAGACAAUGACAUGAUCAUUGAAAAUAGAUACUAUUGGAAAUUAGAAUAAUGUUUAGAUGCACACAUUGCAGUUACCUCAGUCAAGGUGUACUCACAGGAGAUGUUUUGUAAUGCCUCAUUUAAUUAACAUGAGGGCAGAAAACAGGAUCUGUUGCACUUCUAGUGAAUAUUCAAUGUUUGUUACUGUUAUGUAUUUAUAUCUAUUUAUUAAUAUUACUUUGCUGCAGACCACAUGGAGAAAUAAUGUGAAAGUCCUUUGUGCAUUUUGUGUUAUUGUUUUAUACAACUAUGACUUGCUGUUGUAUUAUAUUGCUAUUUUAUUUCAUGUUCAAAAUCAGCAUGGUUUUUUUUAGUGACCACAUCUUGAACUAUAAUGUUGCAUGUUCCUUCAUGCACAGAACAGAGAUUCACCCAGUGAGACUCAAGAACACAACAAAUAUUAAACCUUAUCUUUUGGUUAUAUAAAAAUGUUAUAUAAAAAUGUUACAUGUAAUUUUACCUUUUUUGUUCACUAUUACAGUUCAAGAAAAUCACUGUGUGCAUGAGUGCAUGCUUGUACACACAUGCACACUUGUUCACAUGUGCAUGUGUGCACACUCUGGAGCAUAUAUAGAUGUGUGUGCACUAUGACUUGUGGUGUGUACUACAGUGCAACAAAACUGUUACUUCUGUAGCUGCUCUGUUGGUUGAGAGAUGGGAUACAGGAGGCUCAGGUUGACAAACUACAAGACAUACCAUACUUGGUAAAAAUUACUAUAUUUACAUUACUUAGUUUGCAAUAAUAGAGGCAAUCACAUUUGGUAGUGAUGUAAGAAGUGUACAUAAAUUAAACAAAAGUAGAUAUGGUAGAAUAGGACAAUGCAGGUCAGGAAAGGGCAACACCUUUCUCUGUAUUAUCAGCUAAAAAUAGAAGAUACAGCUCUUUUUACUGGAAAAUCAAGUUAAUGUUUUGUCAGUCAGACUGUGAAGUGAAAGUUAAGGUGGCCUGCAUCUUGCACUUAAAGACAAACCAAGAACAUGCCUGGCCAUUUUGGAGUGUUUGUCAAGGAAACAAAGAAAUGAUACUGAUACUUUCUAUUUGAAAUUCUAAGCAUUUUUAUUAAACCACAAAGCCCUUCAUGGGGAUAAAGAUAAUGGGAAUUGUUGUUGGUGGAUGUAUUCUCAUUUAAGUAGAGUUUCUUGGUAGUGUUGGUCUGUGAGAAAGCUUUAGGUGUUGAGGAUUGUAUGUAGCCAGUGUUAGUGUAUUCUUUUCAUAAAUUACACAUUAUUUCAUAUUACAGUUAGUCUAUUGGAGUAAUAAUGUUAAAUCACCUGUUAUGUAAUAAACUUUAAAAAAUUGUGAUACUUUUUUCAAGUUUGGAAAUAAAGUGUUUCAUUAAUGUGUCAUAUUCCACACUUCUCAGGGUCAGUCUUCAUUUUGCUAUCAUUGUCACUUAUGAAGGAGGAAGAAUUAUGUAUCUCAACCCAGACACUAAUGGUGGCAUAUCUAAGGAAGCUGGAGCAGGAGGGAACAUCUAGCUCUCAGUCAGUUAGCCUGCAGCUUCCAGGCAGUCUGAAAAAUAGUACAAUUGAGUCAAUGGUACAAGUAAUGAACGGGGCUAAAGAGUUCACAGCAAGCGUCCACCACGGUUGUCAGAUUUAGCGUUAAACUAAAGACUAUGUUCUCUAGUGUUUUGGUGCCUCAUCUUGACUAUUUUUAACAGGCUGUAAAGGAAGCAAUGGUUUUCAAGGGCAUUUUGAUGAUUCUAUUGAUAGUUUAACAAGGACUUAGCACCAUCAGUGGGAAAAACUUAAUGAAAACCUGACUAAUCAUGUGGCUUUUGAAAAUGGUCCUGUUGAGAGCCUGAAACAAUGGAGAAUAUGGGCCUAAGAUCAACUUGUGUAGUGAUGAUUAAGAAAUAAUAUGUUACUGUAGAUCCAUAUUUGAUAUAGAGGGAAUGUACUUAAAUCUAUGAGUAGAGUGAAAUUUUACCUUAUAGACUUAAAGCUAUUAGUGUAACCCAGAUACAUUAUAGUCCAGCAUUGUUUACUAAAAAAAAUAUCUUACACUAGCUGAAGCAAUAUUAUACUUUCCUAGAAUGGCUUCAUAUAACUGUAUGCAACUCUGAAUGUCUAUAAUAAGAACCAGGAACCAAGGAAAGUGAAGGUGGUGGUGUGUGCAGAGCCCUGUGAGGUGCGGUGAGGAAAUGGGUAGUGUGGUGAGGUGGACUGCUGCUGCUCACCUGUCAUUACUAACAAACUGGUUGUUCAUAAUUAACCCAAGACAGUUGUUGAACAUUUUCAGUAAAAUGUGUUUUAAUUAAUAUGUUUUGAAAAUGCUUUUAUUGAGUAAAUUUUUCAUUAAUGUAAUAUUUAUCAAUUAAACCUCCACAUUAAUUUUCCUUUUAUUAAAUGGCUGCCUUUAAUAUGGUAAAUUACAGUACAGCAGACAAUCUUUCUCCUAAAAAAUGUUAGCAUUUCAAGGAAGGAAUUUCAAGACUAAGCAAAAGAAUGAUUAAUGCAAAGAUUUUGAAGGAGGAAUUUAGUGUGUGUGUGAAGUCUACUGUAGUAAUAUUUAACUUUGUGUUAGGUUUGGCAGUUUGUCAAGGUAGGCAGUGUUGUGCACCACAGCAGACUGAUCCUGGAGUGGUGUUCACUUGCCUGUGCUCACCACUCCAGGAGCAGUGCAGGUGUGGUACAAUGAAGACCACAUCUUUGUGCUGCUGCAGUGAACUCAUUGUUAUGCAUAUUUGUUGCAUUUUAUAGAUAUUAAUUUGACAUGUGAAACUGUGGAAAGACUGAGACCUCAGAAGAAAUGUGCAUUUCACUUCAAAAUUUCUGCAUCAUAUAAGAAUUUUCAGUGCAUAACAUCAUUCAUACUCACUAUUUCGUUAUGUCAUCCACUCUUAGAAGACCGUGACUGUCACAAAGUGUUUGUACUUUUAUGAGAGCUAGAGAGUUUUCCAGGCCAUGAUUCCAGUUAACAUUUACCAUCCAUAAGCAAGGCCAGGUAAUACCUUUAAGAAAUAUACCCUUAUUACUUAGGGACUUCAGUAAUACUUCCAUAUAUGUAUGGUGUUAGGAGCAAAAUAUCUCUUACUAACUUAGUCCUCUUAAAACACUACCAUUUAAGACAUUUUAAAUCUUGCACCACAUGCAGCCAUCCAGCAAUGUGGGGAGAAACAUCUUUUUUGCCUUGUUUCUUCUGUACACUGAUCAGGUUGUAUCACUGUCACACAAACCCUCUUCUUUUUGUAGUUAGGACUUAGAGGCUUGAACUUCCCAUCAUAUAAUGUAAGCUGAGAGGUUGUGGUGCAUGCAUCUCAUACAAAAUGCUCCUGCUGACUCUUAUGCUGUUGCUGUUGUUGUUGUUGCUGCUGCUGCUGUACAAGUCCCGAGGCAAGAUAAACUAUUCACUCUUUCUGACCAGCAGCUGCAUUUUGCUAUUUAGUUAUGGGGUGGCAAAACAGACAAGGGUGACACCACUUGUGCUGUACGUGAUCACUAAGGCACAAGACCGAAAUAUUUGUCAGCCUUGACUGUCCUGCUGCCGCAAAUGCUUCACAAAUAGACGUAGUGUAUGAGACCACUGGGACAUGGGUGGAUGUGCCCUUAAAGGGGAGGUUUAUUUGCUAGGGUUGGACACACCAUAUAUGUGAUGAAGGCAUUUUGAUGGAAUAUGCACAGCUUUUUGGACACGCCAAUACUUGUGUUGAGAUUUUCAAUGGAGUAUGCAGUCUUUAUCUUUAACCACAUAUUUUUGUAUCCAAUCCUUUUGUUAGCACAUAAAGACUUGGGUGAAUAAACUUAUAAACUAAA